UUCAAAUGUACACGCCCUUUUUUUGGUUGGCCCAACAAAUUAACCAGAGUUUACCUUUAACUCAACUCUGGUUACAACUUACCAUUUUCUGCAUGAUCGCGCUUUUACAGUCGAUCUGUACUUGCAUGGCCAUGCCAAAUAUAUAUACGUGCAUAACAAUCGGAGAGUACAAUUUACAGUCAAAGCGAAGCUAGUAAGGGAGGCGAUUCGAUGGCGUUGGCGCACCACCUCCUCCGUCGCUCUCGGGCCUCCGCCGUCUUCAACUUGCAGCUGAUGAUCCCCACUCUCUCUGCGGCUCAGCCUCACGCGCGUCAGUCCCACCUCCCUCUCCCUCUCCCUCUCCCUCUCCUUCUCCCGUUUGCCCCAACUCGCACUUUCUCCUCUCACACUCCCUGUCUCGAUCGACUCGGUCUCGGAGUCGUCCCAGCUGAAUCGGCGGCAACUCAGUCGACAGGGGUUUUGAAUUCUGGUGCCGAAAAGUCGCUGCUUCCAAUUGACGAGCUGAUUUCGAUGCUCGACUGGUUCCAUCAGCUCACCGGCUUACCAUGGUGGGUAGUAAUUGCUUUUUCAACUUUGGCUAUGAAAAUGACUGUGCUCCCCAUUCGUAUGCUGCAAAUUAACAAGUUGACAAGGAUUGCACGGUUACUUCCCAAAUUGCCUCCUCCCCUGCCACCACCCUUCUCAGGAAAGAGUUAUAUGGGUCAAAUGUCUCGAUUUUACAAGAAAAGCAAGGCAGUAGGAUGUCCCUCAUUUCUAUGGAUCCUUGCAUACCCCAUAGUCCAUGCUCCCUGCUUUAUCCUGUGGCUCAAUACUACUAGGAACAUGUCACUUGAUAAUCAUCCCGGGUUUGAUAGCGGAGGCACUUUAUGGUUCCAAAACUUGACAGAAACUCCCCAUAGUGUUUUAGGCCUCGUCCUUCCUUUCAUGAUUGCUGGUUUGCACUUUGCUUCCGUUCAGAUUUCUUUCCCGACGGUUGGAGAAAGGACGGACAUGUAUGGUUUAAUGGGAAAAUACUACCAAGAUUACUUGGUUUUCUUGACCGUGCCUAUAUUAUGUGUCAGCUGCACUAUGCCUCAGGGAAGCCUCGUCUUUUGGGGUACGAGUAGCUUACUAAGCAUCAUCCAGAAAUUAACUCUCGAAAAUCCUGCUGUGCGGGCAAAGUUGCGGUUUCCAGGCAUAGAUGCUCCUACAGGCGCUGCAAACUCUGAGGAUUUGAGUACUCGCGAAAUAUCGCCCUUGUCUUCUCCUACAAGAAUGAAGACAAUAAAUUUACACAACCUGUCCCCUAUUGAGCUUCUUAAUCUUUCAGUCCUAGUCUUAUCACGGGGAGAUACAGAUAGAGCACUUCAUAUGCAAAAACUUGCGCUUGAGAAGGAUCCUGAAAAUGUAAAAGCAUUGAUUAUCACGGGUCAGACCUUGUUGAAGAAAACUUUGAAUGCAGAGGCUACUGAAUACUUCGAGCGUGCCCUCACCAAGCUCUUCAGUGCUGGCCGGCCGACGGGAGCGGAGGACGUUGAUCUUCUAAUUAUUGCAUCUCAGUGGACUGGAGUAGCCUACAUACGGCAGGGAAAAGCUGCGGAAGGGAUGGUACACCUUGAAAGAGUUGCAAAAAUGGAAGUGCCAGAUGAACCAAGAGGCAAAGCUCAUUACUAUGACGCUCUCCUGUUGCUUUCAAGCUUUUUGGCCAAUGUGGAUCGCAAGGCUGAAGCUUUGAAGUAUCUGCGGAUGGCUGCUGCUUACAAUCCUGAUUACAAUGAAUACAUAGAGCAAUACGAAAAGGAAGACGAAGACAACAGUCCCGUGAGCAACACAGCGAAAAUCCAGCAAGACGAGACAAGGUUGGGCAGUAAGAAGAGAGGAUCAAGAAAAAGAAGAAAUAAGUAGCUAGCACAGUAACUGGUCACCAAGUUCAUCUUACUUAAGCAGCUUCCGGCUUAAAGUUUGUAAUAAGCUAAUCACUUUGCAUUAACAUGCUGUAACUGUUAAGACUCCACAAGCAACUAUUUCACACGAGUAACUAAUAAAUCAAUUAAAUUAUAUCCA
Pyrus x bretschneideri (Chinese white pear) is the source of this 2043-nucleotide messenger RNA. RefSeq names its product ALBINO3-like protein 2, chloroplastic. Gene Ontology annotation, biological process: mitochondrial respiratory chain complex IV assembly; protein insertion into mitochondrial inner membrane from matrix. The record is from RefSeq and is a predicted model, not a curated record. The transcript is spliced from 14 exons. NCBI's taxonomy places the organism in Eukaryota, Viridiplantae, Streptophyta, Magnoliopsida, Rosales, Rosaceae. Gene Ontology annotation, cellular component: mitochondrial inner membrane. The coding region runs from base 211 to 1884 and encodes 557 amino acids. Gene Ontology annotation, molecular function: protein binding; membrane insertase activity.